Messenger RNA from Myotis brandtii (Brandt's bat), 767 nucleotides. RefSeq names its product emopamil binding protein-like (gene EBPL). The transcript is spliced from 4 exons. NCBI's taxonomy places the organism in Eukaryota, Metazoa, Chordata, Mammalia, Chiroptera, Vespertilionidae. The annotation marks the transcript as partial. Gene Ontology annotation, cellular component: membrane; endoplasmic reticulum. The record is from RefSeq and is a predicted model, not a curated record. Gene Ontology annotation, biological process: sterol metabolic process. Gene Ontology annotation, molecular function: cholestenol delta-isomerase activity.
CUGGUGCACUGCGCUCUGGAAGGCUCUUUUGUCUACUUGUCUUUCAUGGGAAACAUUGCUGAUUCUGAUAGCUUCAUUGCUUCCUUGUGGAAAGAAUAUGGCAAAGCUGAUGCAAGAUGGGUUAAUUUUGACCCAACCAUUGUGUCUGUGGAAAUUCUGACUGUUGUCCUGGAUGGGUGUCUGGCAUUGGUCCUCAUGUACGCCAUAGUCAAAGAGAAAUAUUAUCGGCACUUCAUACAGAUUACUCUGUGCGUGUGUGAAUUGUAUGGCGGGUGGAUGACCUUCUCCCCGGAGUGGCUUAUGGGAAGCCCCAACCUCAACACCAACAAUUGGCUCUACUUUUGGGUCUACCUGGUAUUUUUCAAUAGUGUGUGGGUUCUGAUCCCAGGACUGUUACUGUGGCAGUCGUGGGUAGAACUCAAGAAAAUGUAUCCCAAAGGAACCAGCUUAGGGAAAAAGUUCCAAUGAAUUUUCAAAAAUCAUAAACAUUAUUUUCUAGCUUUAUGAGCCAGACUGGAUUAAACCUUUUUGUUUUGAUAAAAUUUAAUACAUUCCAGUCUACAAUUUCUUUUAUAUUGUUAUUCCUGAACAACCGACUUCAAAUUGAUUGUAAGAUGGCAAGAUUUCGUUGUUGAUUUAUUUUUCCAGUUAAAUGGCAAUAUAGGGAACAGAGAAUAAAUUUUAACUUGUAAUAAUCACAUAGUUAAUUAUACAUUUUUAUAUCUAAGAUUAAUUGUGCUAUGUUAAUAAAGCCAAUAAUCACAAAA